GCUAUUGGUUCUGACGAGAUGUUUCAAACCAUUAUUAAAAACUACUGGGUCCCCUUGAAGCCCUACUAUACCCAGGUUUACCAAGAGAUUUGGGUAGAAAUGGGAUUGAUGAGCUUCAUUGCUUAUAAAAUCAGGAGUGCUGAUAAAAGAAGUAAAGCUUGGAAAGGUUCAAGUCCCGCACCUGCUCAUGGUCAUCAUUAGCCAGCUUGCUUG
Marmota monax (woodchuck) is the source of this 213-nucleotide messenger RNA. Its product is annotated as ATP synthase subunit ATP5MPL, mitochondrial-like. The record is from RefSeq and is a predicted model, not a curated record. Lineage: Eukaryota; Metazoa; Chordata; Mammalia; Rodentia; Sciuridae. The transcript has a single exon. Bases 19 to 201 code for a protein of 60 amino acids. Gene Ontology annotation, cellular component: mitochondrion.